AUGAAGGACUCCCUACCCACGAUCAAUACCAAUUUCGAAUACCAUAGUAUGGAUAACGAGAAAGGAGAGAGAAUGUUGACCGGACCACCUGCACGAAGAGCUAGACCUCUAGCUUUUGGAGCUCUAACGGUUGCUCUGUUGUAUUUCUUAUGGACUGCAAAUGUCCAUCAGUUAUUCAUGGGCUGCGGCAUGCAACCGCAACCUGCCGGAACGAACCAUGCGAAGGAUAUUGUAUCUACAUCUGAUCACAAACCUAUACCGUUGGAAGCGCAUAUCAUGUCUAAAUGUCCCGAUGCGCAGGACUGUUUAAAAAUGAUGGUAUUGCCAGCUAUGCAGAGAGUAUAUGACAAAGUAAACUUCACGCUCUCAUUUAUUGGCGCACCUACAGACAAUGACGGAGUUGCCUGUAAACAUGGCCCACAAGAAUGCAUGGGUAAUAUUCUCGAAUUAUGUUCUGCGACGCUAUAUCCCGACCCGAAAAUCUACCUUGGGUUUACGAUGUGUUUAACCAGAGACUAUAAGGACAUACCAGAUAGAAGUCUAGUGGAGGAUUGCGCAUUAGAGCAUGGAAUGGAUUUCGAAAAACUCAAUGCGUGUACUGUGCAGGAUGACGGAGGGUAUGGAAUGGGAAUGUUAAGGGAUAGUGUCAGAAGGAGUACCGAGGCUGGUGUUAUAAAAUCUUGCACUGUCAGACUCAACGAAGAAAUAUUUUGUGUACGCGAUGGCAGGAAGUGGACGGAUUGCCCAGGAGGGUCGGAAGUAAACGAUCUUAUUCUUGCCGUAGAGAAGCUGUACCACCAGUCUUGA
Molecule: messenger RNA, 807 nt
Organism: Botrytis byssoidea
Lineage: Eukaryota; Fungi; Ascomycota; Leotiomycetes; Helotiales; Sclerotiniaceae
Exons: 5
Coding region: 1-807 (268 amino acids)
Molecular function (GO): oxidoreductase activity, acting on a sulfur group of donors, disulfide as acceptor
Source: RefSeq, a predicted model, not a curated record